Messenger RNA from Galendromus occidentalis (western predatory mite), 816 nucleotides. RefSeq lists its product as uncharacterized. NCBI's taxonomy places the organism in Eukaryota, Metazoa, Arthropoda, Arachnida, Mesostigmata, Phytoseiidae. Bases 1 to 816 code for a protein of 271 amino acids. The transcript has a single exon. The record is from RefSeq and is a predicted model, not a curated record.
AUGAGCGAACUUCAAAGCGGAAACCAAAAUCCACCAGAGGCGGCUCCGCGCGGAAAUGAGCCGCCGGCAUCCGAAGGCUCUCCGGAAAGUACGUCCAAGUCGGAAGCGACGUCGGAGACAUCGAUACUCCGUUCGAACACGAGAGGCAAACGCCACUCUGGAUGCCGGGUGAGCAUUCAGGAAGAGAGAGUUCUGAGCCCGAGUGGCACCGCGGUACCCUUAGCUCUGGCGUCGAAUGGGAAACACCCGGUCCGGAAAUCGUCGUCGAUCACGUCCAUCCGACGACAUCGUGCCCCUUCUGUUCUGGCGGGACCGGAACUAGAAACAAUCGUGACGGAAUAUUCUACGAACGGCUCGUACGCAGGUGCACAUCUUGCUCAUCGUAUGAACCAGUGUCGACCGUUGGCUAUUCUCCUCCGCUUUCGAGUGGCACAGAUCGCUUCGGGAUCGUGUACGUUUCUGUUGGGAUGUGUUGCACUCCUGGAUACGGCGACGCGAGGAUCGCUGUCCUUCGCGCUUCUCGCGGGCGCCCUGGGCGUCGUCACCGCCUCCCUGCAUACGUCGGAUUGUCGACGAAGAGGCAUUUCCGGACUCGAGUACAUUUGUCCCGGACUCCACGUGACCGUGUUCGUCAUCCUAACUGUGAUAAUGAACUUCGCUUUGAUCGUCUUAGAUAGCCUAUGCAUCUUCGGUGCUACGGACAAAAACUCGUUCAAAUUAGGCAUCGCUCAAGCGAUUGUAUGUUUACCGUGGAACUGUCUCGAGUUCAUCACAUUGGCUCUCCGAGUGAUGUGGGCUCGCCGCGUGCUUAGGUGA